Messenger RNA from Mugil cephalus (flathead mullet), 1327 nucleotides. RefSeq lists its product as uncharacterized. The coding region runs from base 208 to 948 and encodes 246 amino acids. The record is from RefSeq and is a predicted model, not a curated record. The transcript has 5 exons. Lineage: Eukaryota; Metazoa; Chordata; Actinopteri; Mugiliformes; Mugilidae.
UCAUGCUCUUUGGAGACUGACUGGUCUAAAAAUCAUUUUUUGAGACACACGCAUCAGCUCAUACUUCUGCAAAAGCCACGAAUCUGAGGUUAUGGCAACAGAAGUCAAGUGGAAAGCUUUGUGUGUGUGCGUCCUCGUCUAUAAACUACAACACACUGUCGACCAACGACUCACUAAGAGCUGCAUUGUUUAGAUGUCAUUACAAGUAUGUGUGGAGGUAAACUGUGGUUUGUUUUGCUUCUGAGGCUGUUUCUCACUGACAGCGAAGGGGUACAUCAGUAUCUUGUGAAGACCAUUGGUAAAGAACUAGAUGUCACUCCACUAUGCACCAAUAAAACUGGGAGCUUUAUCACAUUCAUAAUUUGUAAGAUCAGAACUGAGAUGAGCCGGGGAAAAACGUGUUGUCUGUUCUAUGAUCAUGGACAAGACUUUGUACAUGAAUGUGACUCCAGAUUCACACUAGUGAAGGAAAAUCACACCGUGUUUCUACACCUGAUCAAUUUAACACCAAAGGAAAGUGGGAACCACACCUGUGAGUGUUCAUAUGUUGGUGGAACACAGUUUCUUCAUCUGAAUAUCACUGUGAAAGAUAAAGAGACCAGCGGUUCUUUCAUGACAAGAUUCAUUUUUAUCGCCACUUCUACAGCACUUAUCAUCGUGACUGGAGUUGUCCUUGGACUUAUCCUGAGGAAAAUUCAUUCCAGAAGUCAUACAAGGUCGAGUCCAUAUGGAUUAUCUAAUGAAGACAACCCAGACGACCAAUACACAAGCCUGAGGCAACCAGAAGGUGAUCUGUACCGUAUCCUCGAGUGCCAUCAACACAAAGCAUAUGACAAGAUGCCACAUUCAGCCUACAGCCACAAAGCCACUGCCAAUUUGGAGCAAGAACUAAGCAGAAAAGCUGAAACAGAGACUGACCAUACGUGUGAAAUCUAUGAAAACAUUUAACCCAAGUGUCAAGGCAUGUGUCCGGUUGUGGUGAUAGUGUUGAAAAUAACUUUAUUGCUAAUGUUGGUUGCAGACUGAGAUUGUUAAGAGAAGGAAAGACACUCAAACUGAGUGGGUGUUAACUAAAAUGUCCAACGUGUGUGUGUGUGUGUCAUAAAUAGUUGUGGUUUAUCUGAAUGGUGAGGCAUAAAUAAAUCAUAUAAAGAAAGUGUUAAAACUCUUUAUCAUUAUUACUAAUGUGUACUUACGAUGACACUGCACAGAAAGAAGACUAAAGAUCCAGUUACUGUUAUACACAGCCGUUGGCUAUAACGUGAUAAUUAGCCUACUGCUUACAUUGCUUAAACUUAUAAUGCAUAAUUUUACAAAUUUAUGUGCA